CAGGAGAACCUCACAGUUUCUGGCGACCGCCGGACGCGUUUUUUUUCUGUGAAAUUCCAAAUUUUCCGGGCUUCCAUGCGCUGAUCCGUCCGUCACAAGUGGCCUCAUGGAUUUGUACCUGAUUGGAUAUUUGGUGUGUGUGUGGCUGUGCGGCUCGCGGGUGCUUGGAGGCUAUCCCAUCUGGUGGUCCCUGGCCCUGGGGCAGCAGCCCAUCCUGUGUGGCUCCAUCCCAGGCCUGGUGCCCAAACAGCUACGUUUCUGCCGCAACUACAUCGAGAUCAUGCCCAGCGUGGCAGAGGGCGCCAAAUUGGGGAUCCAGGAGUGCCAGCACCAGUUCCGGGGCCGUCGAUGGAACUGCACCACCGUCAAGGACAACCUGGCAAUCUUCGGCCCAGUCCUGGAUAAAGCAACCAGAGAGUCGGCGUUCGUCCACGCCAUCGCUUCAGCCGGCGUCGCCUUUGCUGUCACGCGCUCCUGCGCCGAGGGGACGUCCACCAUGUGCGGCUGCGACUCCCACCACAAAGGACCCCCAGGGGAGGGAUGGAAGUGGGGCGGCUGCAGCGAAGACGCCGAAUUUGGGGUGCUCGUGUCCAGGGAGUUUGCGGACGCCAGGGAGAACCGACCAGACGCCCGCUCGGCCAUGAACCGACACAACAACGAAGCAGGACGCACGACCAUCCUGGACCACAUGCACCUGCGCUGCAAGUGUCACGGCCUGUCCGGCAGCUGCGAGGUGAAGACCUGCUGGUGGGCUCAGCCCGACUUCCGCAUGCUGGGCGACUACCUGAAGGACAAGUACGACAGCGCCUCCGAGAUGGUGGUGGAGAAGCACCGGGAGUCCCGCGGUUGGGUGGAGACCCUGCGGGUCAAGUACGCCUUCUUCAAGCAUCCCACCGAGCGAGACCUGGUCUACUACGAGGGCUCGCCCAACUUCUGCGAGCCCAACCAGGAGACGGGCUCCUUCGGGACGCGGGACCGCGCCUGCAACGUGUCCUCGCACGGCAUCGAGGGCUGCGACCUGCUGUGCUGCGGCCGUGGACACAACACCCGGACUGAGAAGCGCAAGGAAAAGUGCCACUGCAUCUUCCACUGGUGCUGCUACGUCAGCUGUCAGGAGUGCGUACGCGUUUACGACGUACACACGUGCAAGUGAGGGCGGGGGUUGGGGGGACGCACGGACACGCUGGACUACGUUGGCCGCCCCCGUCCCUCAAAUCCCUGCACGUCAUCCCCUCCUUGCGCACUUCCCGUCCCACUCUGAUUCAACCCGGCGGACGCUUCGCCCUUGUGGGAAUAAGCUCGCCCCCGUCACAACCUUUGAUUCCCUAUAGCACUGACCAUCCCCGAGCUUCACCUACCCCGUGUCUUUAUUUAUUUCCCCCCUCUCUCAGUCUGUCCCACUUAAACGCAGUCUGGAGUAAACACGCCCCACUUUUACAACCAGUCAGACUGCUUUUAGGGACACAGAGAUGGUUCUUUUCAAGGUAAAUCGACCUGUAAAGGUGAGCUGAGCAGGCGGGUCAAAGAAGGCCUCGCUGUCUAACUACUGAACGGGACUGAGAGCAGCAGUGGGUCGCUGUCUGUCUUCAAAACUACUGAGCUGAUGAGACACGAACGCAACAGACGUCCAGGCCCGAUUUUUACGGCUCCGCAUUGCUGACAUAUCCCCACUAGGCCAGGACUGCAAGUAUGCAGGAGGCGGCAUGUGUGCGAACAGGCAGGCUCAUUCCACGCGCUAACAAACGCCACAUUUCAGCCAAACCUUGCUAAACCCCACUCUGUAAAGAACUGGAACAGGAUUCUUUCCCCUCGUGCAACUGCGAGCCACAACCACAGGGUCUGACUCAAGUCAAGCUUCAGCACGCUUCGGGAGCAUAGACGAGAGACUUAAGAACGCUCAUCAGGGUUAACUUUUACCUUCCCUAUUGGACACCGGAGUUAUGGUGAACAAUGGUCACCACGGUGAGAUAUGUUUUGAAACAGAGUCUUUAGCUGGACGGCAUCUUCCACUACAUUAUUCUCAACCUUUGCAAGUCCAACAAACAACUAAACAAGGUCUUCAACAGGAAGUCCACGACUCCUUGGUGGUACUGCAGGGAGGGUCCUUUUUUCAAUAUUCCCUGGCAGUUUUCCCGCAAAUUUAAAUGUCUUUAAAUCCAAAUUAACGGUGCGUUCCAUUUACAUCGGAAGUCAAUCAAUCAAUCAAUCAAUGUUUACUUAUACAGCCCUAAAUCAAGUCGGAGCUGGGAAUGACAGCACCUUCUUCGUUCAAGUCGGAAAACCAGAAUGCUGCCUCCACCGGAAACUUCUCGGAAUAUAAACAAGCAGCGGACAAAUACGCGGUUCUUCCGAAGCAUUUUGAUACGGUGGAUGAAGAGGCAGCACAAGGACGUAGAAGCUAGCGGAAAACAUAAAUAAAAACAUGUCGAGUAACAAUCCAUGAGGCUAUUGUUAGCACGGUUAUUAUCACUGAAAAUGUCAUGUGAUCAUCCGAGUGGACAGCCGUCAAGAGUUGUGGCUCGGAGAGCGAACGGUAAGAUACAGUAGCUAGAUGGUUAGCUAACUAGCGAGCUUGUUUCCGUCCUCCUGAUCGUCUUCCCGUCCUACAACCUACUCAGUGGCCUAGUGGUUAGAGUGUCCGUCCUGAGAUCGGUAGGUUGUGAGUUCAAACCCCGGUCGAGUCAUACCAAAGACGAUAAAAAUGGGACCCAUUACCUCCCUGCUUGGCUCUCAGCAUCAAGGGUUGGGAUUGGGGGUUAAAUCACCAAAAACGAUUUCCGGGCGCGGCCACCGCUGCUGCUCACUGCUCCCCUCACCUCCCAGGGGGUGAUCAAGGGUGAUGAGUCAAAUGCAGAGAAUAAUUUCACCACACCUGGUGUGUGUGUGUAACAAUCAUUGGUACUUUAACUUUAACUCGGUGCCGCGUUUAGGCAAAAAGAACAGCGGGUACUGGCGGCUGAUGCAAAUUUCAACAAAUUUUGCUCGGAGUGUAUUUUUAUUUAUAUUUUUUAAAUAAAAAAAAAAAGGAAUUUACAUUUUGACGCGAAAAUAAAUUUUUAAAAACGCGUAUUUCCUGUAGCUAAGGUUAACAGUUGGGAUAGCCAACUUUCAAAAAUACAACUCGCGGCUAGUGAGUAUUCUCCGACUUAGAAAUCCGAUUUUGGGAGCGUUCCAUUUAAAACUUGCGGCUAUUGUUAGCAAUGUAAGCACGGUUAUUGUCAUGUGAUCGUCCAAAUAUGACCAGCAGCAAAGUGGACAGCCGUGCUCCUGAUUGUCUUCCCGUCCUGCAACUCGGUGCCGAGCGUUCAACAAAUUUUGUUUGGAAUGUGUUUUUAUUCAUAUUUUUUAAAUAAAAAAAACACAGAAGUUAUAUUUUGACGCGAAAAUAAAUGUUUAAAGACGCGUAUUUCCUGUAGCUAUGGUUAACAGUUGGGAUAGCCAAUUUUCAAAAAUACAACUCGCGGCUAGUGAGUAUUCUCCGACUUAGAAAUCCGAUUUUGGGAGCGUUCCAGUUGAAACUUGCGGCUAUUGUUAGCAAUGUUAGCACGGUUAUUAUCAUUGAAAAUGUCAUGUGAUCUUCCAAAUAUGACCAGCAAGCAAAGUGGACAGCUGUGCUCCUGAUCGUCUUCCCGUCCUGCAACUCGGUGCCGAGCGUUCAACAAAUUUUGUUCGGAUUGUAUUUUCAUUGAUAUUUUUAAAAUAAAAAAACACGGAAGUUUUGACGCAAAAAUAAAUGUAUAAAGAUGCGUAUUUCCUGUAGCUACGGUCAACAGUUAGGAUAGCCAACUUUCAAAAAUACAACUCGCGGCUAGUGAGUAUUCUCCGACUUAGAAAUCCAAUUUUGGGAGCGUUCCAGUUGAAACUUGCGGCUAUUGUUAGCAAUGUUAGCACGGUUAUUAUCAUUGAAAAUGUCAUGUGAUCGUCCAAAUAUGACCAGCAAGCAAAGUGGACAGCCGUGCUCCUGAUCGUCUUCCCCUCCUGCAACUCGGUGCCGAGCGUUCAACAAAUUUUGUUCUGAUUGUAUUUUUAUUGAUAUUUUUUAAAUAAAAAAACACGGAAGUUAUAUUUUGACGCAAAAAUAAAUGUUUAAAGACGCGUAUUUCCUGUAGCUACGGUUAACAGUUGGGAUAGCCAACUUUAAAAAAUACAACUCGCGGCUAGUGAGUAUUCUCCGAUUUAAAAAUCCGAUCUCGGGAGCGUUCCAGUUAAAACUUGCGGCUAUUGUUAGCAAUAUUAGCACGGUUGUUAUCAUUGAAAAUGUCAUGUGAUCGUCCAAAUAUGACCAGCAGCAAAGUGGACAGCCGUGCUCCUGAUCGCCUUCCCGUCCUACAACUCGGUGCCGAGCGUUCAACAAAUUUUGUUCGGAUUGUAUUUUUAUUGAUAUUUUUUAAAUAAAAAAACACGGAAGUUAUAUUUUGACGCAAAAAUAAAUGUUUAAAGACGCGUAUUUCCUGUAGCUACGGUUAACAGUUGGGAUAGCCAACUUUAAAAAAUACAACUCGCGGCUAGUGAGUAUUCUCCGAUUUAAAAAUCCGAUCUCGGGAGCGUUCCAGUUAAAACUUGCGGCUAUUGUUAGCAAUAUUAGCACGGUUGUUAUCAUUGAAAAUGUCAUGUGAUCGUCCAAAUAUGACCAGCAGCAAAGUGGACAGCCGUGCUCCUGAUCGCCUUCCCGUCCUACA
Messenger RNA from Entelurus aequoreus (snake pipefish), 4679 nucleotides. It is a transcript of the gene wnt3, whose product is annotated as wingless-type MMTV integration site family, member 3. The record is from RefSeq and is a predicted model, not a curated record. The transcript has 4 exons. Lineage: Eukaryota; Metazoa; Chordata; Actinopteri; Syngnathiformes; Syngnathidae. The coding region runs from base 107 to 1153 and encodes 348 amino acids. Gene Ontology annotation, biological process: cell fate commitment; canonical Wnt signaling pathway; neuron differentiation. Gene Ontology annotation, cellular component: extracellular region. Gene Ontology annotation, molecular function: cytokine activity; frizzled binding.